Marmota monax (woodchuck) is the source of this 220-nucleotide messenger RNA. RefSeq names its product mitochondrial import inner membrane translocase subunit Tim9-like. The transcript has 2 exons. NCBI's taxonomy places the organism in Eukaryota, Metazoa, Chordata, Mammalia, Rodentia, Sciuridae. The record is from RefSeq and is a predicted model, not a curated record. Bases 1 to 150 code for a protein of 49 amino acids.
AUGCCAGAAUCUGAUCAGAUAAAACAGUUUAGGGAAUUCCUCGGAACAUACAAUAAACUUACAGAAACCUGCUUUCUGGACUGUGUAAAAGACUUUACAACAAGAGAAUAUCAUAUUCAGCAGAAUGAAGCCCUGGCAGCCAAAGCUUGACUCCUUGGUCAACCACGAUAGAGAGAAAUCCUGAUGGAUGGACUUUCAAUGAAAGAUUGCCAACAGCUGU